UCUUUUUUUAGUUCAGCCGUGCUAUUCGAUCAACUCUGACUCGCUGGAGACUUACAGCAAAGUUAAAGAAAUGGAGAAUAUUUAUGGGUUGCAGGAUUAUUCCAGUGAUGGAAACACUUUUCUGUUCACUUCUGAAUCGGUCGGGGAAGGACACCCAGACAAAAUGUGUGACCAAAUCAGUGAUGCAGUCCUCGAUGCCUACCUGAAAUUAGACCCAGAUGCCAAAGUUGCUUGUGAAUGUGUGGUGAAGACUGGCAUGAUAUUACUGUGUGGGGAGAUAACGUCCAAAGCUACAGUGGAUCAUCAGAAGAUAGUCCGGGACACCAUUGCCAAGAUCGGCUAUGAUAGCUCCAUUAAAGGCUUUGAUUACAAGACCUGUAAUAUCCUGGUCGCUCUGGAACAGCAGUCCCCGGACAUUGCCCAAAGUGUCUACAAAGACAAGGCUGAGGAGAACAUUGGAGCCGGUGACCAGGGUUUAAUGUUUGGAUACGCCACAGACGAGACUGAGGAAUCCAUGCCGUUGACCAUUUUGCUCGCUCACAAGCUAAAUGCAAAGAUAAGGGAACUGGAGAGGAGUGGAAUACUACUUUGGGUUAUGCCUGAUUGUAAAACGCAGGUGACUGUGGAGUACAAGGACAGCAACGGUGCCAUGGAACCCCUGCGUGUCCACACUGUGGUCAUCUCCGUCCAGCACAAGCCCAGUACCCCACUCGAGCAGAUACAGCAAGACCUCAGAGAAAAAGUUAUCAAGGAAGUUAUUCCUACAAAGUAUCUCGACAGCAGGACAGUUUAUCACCUGCAGCCCAGUGGGCGAUUUGUCCACGGUGGACCACAGGGUGAUGCAGGGCUCACAGGACGGAAGAUCAUCGUUGACACUUAUGGAGGAUGGGGUGCUCACGGUGGGGGUGCUUUUUCUGGGAAGGACUUUUCCAAAGUUGAUCGCUCUGCUGCCUAUGCUGCACGCUGGGUGGCAAAAUCCUUGGUAAAGGCUGGGCUGUGCAGGAGAGUUUUAAUUCAGUUAUCGUAUGCAAUUGGCAUCAGCUACCCGCUGUCGAUCUCGAUCUUCCAUUACGGGACCUCAACCAAAUCAGAAUACGAGUUGCUGGAGAUUGUGAACACCAACUUUGAUCUGCGCCCCGGAGUCAUUGUCAGGGAGUUGGACCUGAAGAAGCCCAUCUAUCAAAAGACAGCUUGUUAUGGACAUUUCGGCAGAGAGGAAUUCUCUUGGGAAAAACCAAAGAACUUGGUUUUUUAACGAAUUUCUGCAGUUUUACUUCUUCCUGAAAUUGCUGAAAGUUGAUGAAACGAUGGAACAGUACAAGUCUGAUGGAUUUUAAUCCCGAAGACAACACAUUUGCUUCACCACUUCAUGGCUCUUGUGUGGACAGAACCUGAUAUGCUCUGUCCUAGGUUGAACAAAGUGUAGUUAAGCCAUACAUCUAUUAUAAUUGAUUUUCCACAGAACAUUCUCAUGUCCAUGAAGCAAUUAUCUUACAUAAAAAUAAUAAUAAAAUAUAAUCUGCAGAAUUGUCGCUGCACCUGUAGAAUUGUUAUUGAAGAACAUCCUCAACAAACACCAAUGAAAAACACCAAUUGUUAUAUAAAAACAUGAAUUGUUAUAAAACUUGAAUUGUUAUAGAAAACAUCUUUAACACAAAACUAAUUAAAACAAGAAUUUGUUAUGGGAAAACAUCUUCAGCUACAAAAAUGAAAUUAAAGAAAAUAUUAAAGAUUAAAGAAAAAAUUGCCUACUUCAAAUCGUAAUCCAAACAAAAUCAAAAUGGUGGGAACUUGCAUCAAACCAUGUCAGGACCUCAGUUUCGGCUGACACUCCAUUGCAAUGUUCUCAACAUAAUGUUAUUUGGGAUCUAAAGCAAAUCAAUUAAUGUGAUAUACUGAGAAGUUUGUACCAUUUGUUCCUUGAAUGUAUGUGAGUCUACAAAAUAUAGUUACUACAGUUUGAUGUACUACACUUUGAUGUCCUGGCACAGGACACAUUCAACUGCUAACUUAAUCACUGGAGUCUUUAUUAAACCUCCCUAACAUUAUAAAUCAAAACAGCAUUGCCCUGAACUAGUUGGUGCACAGAAAGUUCACUAAUUUCAUAUGAAGGACGCAACCAAGUAAGGGGAAACUGAUUGCAGAUUCACACCAAAUGUUUUUUCUAGAGGUGAGCUGGACCACAAAAUUCACAAGAUUGCAAAAUGGUUGCAGUAGAAUCAGAAAGUUUGUAGCACAGAAAUAAACCAUUCAGCCAUUAAAUGUGCUGGUAUUGGUUCCUCCAUACUCUUAAUAUUAUUUUCCUCAAGUAAUUGUCCAAUUCCCUUUCAAAUGCUAUUUUGGACUUUGCUUCAGACAAUUUGGAUUAAAAUGUAAAACAUUCAUAUUGUCAGUAAUUAAUUAGUGUAUAGUCAGUCAUUCAUAAAUUGCAUUGGUAAUCACUGAAAAAUCUGGCUGUUAUUUCUAUUGCUGUGCAAUUUUUUUUAUUUUCACACUUUAUCAGAAUGAUAAAGCUAUCAAAAAUAAUUAUGUGCUCUAAACAUAUUUUUUAGAAACAGUAGAAUAUCAAGAUCUUAAAUAUGCUUUUACCAUCAUUUUGUACUUCAUGCUAAAAUAUUACAUUGUGGAGCUACGUUCGUGAGAUAUUGUGGAUGUGAAUUAUUACUGGCUAAUAAAUAUUCAAAAGAA
Callorhinchus milii (elephant shark) is the source of this 2688-nucleotide messenger RNA. RefSeq names its product S-adenosylmethionine synthase. Gene Ontology annotation, cellular component: cytosol; methionine adenosyltransferase complex. Bases 71 to 1255 code for a protein of 394 amino acids. Lineage: Eukaryota; Metazoa; Chordata; Chondrichthyes; Chimaeriformes; Callorhinchidae. The record is from RefSeq and is a predicted model, not a curated record. The transcript is spliced from 10 exons. Gene Ontology annotation, molecular function: methionine adenosyltransferase activity; ATP binding. Gene Ontology annotation, biological process: S-adenosylmethionine biosynthetic process.